GAUAAUGAUAUGACCUUGAAGAGGAGAUUUAAGAAGAUCCAGAUUCUCAUCCUCACUGCAGAAGGAGUUCACAUCUGCUAAGAGGCAGGUUUCUCUUUCCUGGGUUUCAGAAUUUGUCUUCCCCUGCCCAGCACAAGCAACACUGGUGGGCUGGGGAAAAGAAAAGCAGAAGGAAUCUUCUGAACCUGGACUAAGCACUGUUCUGAGCUCACCAGGAACCCAGCACACACACCGAAAAGAUGGUUCGAGAUGUGAGAUUUCCUCUCCUACUGCUGCUGGGGCUACUUGUGCUACCGUGUCCAUUGUGGGCUUUGCCUAAGAAACUCACGAAGGCUCAAUGGUUUGAAAUCCAGCACGUACAGCCGAGUCCUCUCCGAUGUGACAAGGCAAUGAGUGGUGUCAACAAUUAUACCCGGCACUGUAAGCCUACAAAUACCUUUCUGCAUGACUCUUUCCAAAAUGUGAGUGAUUCCUGCACCUCGCCCAAUGUCACCUGCAAGAAUGGUCAGAAAAACUGCCACCAGAGUGCAAGUCCUGUCAACCUGACUAUCUGCAGGCUCACCAGAGGGAAGUAUCCUCACUGUCCGUAUAAAGAUGUUCCCCAGAUCAAAUUCUUCAUUGUGGCCUGCGAACCACCUCGGAAGAAUGACCCUCCCUAUCCACUGGUUCCUGUACACUUAGAUGGGAUUGUCUAAGGGUUUGAUUACAUUUCCUUUCUUUUGACACAAUUUCUGUUAAGUUUUUUCUGCUUUUGGUUUUCUUAUUUAAUGUCCUUUCUCCCUCUGAAGAAAGAAGGUGAUGAGAAGUUAGGAGUACCUCGGAUAUUGGACUAGACUUGGGAAUAAUACGUAUGUUUAUAUAUUUUCUCUGCUUUGGAGAUCUGUUUGUGUUGAAGCAAGGCAAAUACGGAAAGGGGGAAGAGGGACAUAGGCCUUGGGACUUUUGCCAAACUGUAAUGCACUGUAUUCACAAUAAUAAAACCACUUCCUACUGCUUGCUA
Molecule: messenger RNA, 1000 nt
Organism: Heterocephalus glaber (naked mole-rat)
Lineage: Eukaryota; Metazoa; Chordata; Mammalia; Rodentia; Bathyergidae
Gene: Rnase6
Product: ribonuclease A family member 6
Biological process (GO): defense response to Gram-negative bacterium; antimicrobial humoral immune response mediated by antimicrobial peptide; defense response to Gram-positive bacterium
Molecular function (GO): RNA nuclease activity; nucleic acid binding
Source: RefSeq, a predicted model, not a curated record